AGCGAGCAACCCGUAGAAGACUAGAAGUCGUAACGCAAAGUUUUAAAAAGGCUGUGGCCCUUGUGGGCCGGAAUCGAACGGCGACUCUUGGGCUUGGGCCAGGAUGUCUCUCGCCGGCUGCGGCAGUGGCGGCGGCGCGGCGGCGACGUGGACGCCACCGUACUGCACCAUCGUGGCGGCCGACACGUCCGACUUCUCGUACCUCUCCUGCCCGACCUGCGGCCGCCGCGCGCUCCCGGGCCACCCCGAGGGCUCCCCCUGCGGCGCGUGCGGCGGACCCGCCCCGGCGCGCGCCUACCGGCUGCUCCUCUCCGUGGCCACCCACGACCGCGUCUUCCCCGUCGUCCUCUUCGACCGCGCCGCGCGCGCCCUGCUCGGCUGCUCCGCUGACGAGCUCGCGCGCCUCUUCGCCGCGCACCGGGGCGCCGCGCGCGCCGCGGCGGACGCCCUGCAGGGGGAAAUGUGUCGCCUGGCGCUGCGCGAGCCCACCAAGGACGGUGCCGAGCACCUCCGCGCCGUCUCCGUCGUGCCGCUCCGUGACGGGUUCCGCCCGGUCGUCGACACCCUCAGGACGCUCUACUCGCGCGCCGGCGGCUGACCGCCAUGCUUAAGAUGGAGUGUAUGUGUUCGAUGAAACGCUUGUAUGCGUCCUGCUCUGUAGUGUUGCGAACUGUCUCGAUCGAUGAUCUCUAACUGUGAUGUUAUUACAGUGUAGUAAUUGACCCAAAGACUUCCGGAGAGGCUUGUUUUGCCCCCGC
Molecule: messenger RNA, 758 nt
Organism: Triticum urartu
Lineage: Eukaryota; Viridiplantae; Streptophyta; Magnoliopsida; Poales; Poaceae
Product: replication factor-A carboxy-terminal domain protein
Source: RefSeq, a predicted model, not a curated record